Molecule: messenger RNA, 831 nt
Organism: Vigna umbellata (rice bean)
Lineage: Eukaryota; Viridiplantae; Streptophyta; Magnoliopsida; Fabales; Fabaceae
Source: RefSeq, a predicted model, not a curated record
AUGGCCCCACCAACCUAUGUGAAUUACCGUCUUGACACUCUGGGAAAUGGAACAUCUCAAUGGCUUCAAACAACCAUAUCAGACUUGGAUGAGAAAUUGGAUGCUAUGAAGACCAUUUUAGAUGGUGACAAUUCUCCAAAAGAACUCAUGCAUUGCGAAUGGAGAGAAGAUCUCAUAGAGAUGCUUGAAGAUUUUGGCCAAUCUUACCGUGUGUUAGCCAUAGCAUAUAACCAACUUAAGUUAAAAACCUCUCAGGGUACCUUCCAAUCUGGAUCUUUAUCAUCUUCUGGUACAUCAAGAACCAUUUGUUCUAUCUGCAAUAAAAGAAUGUGUUCCUUGGAGCACUCCAAUAUCAAAAUUGACCGUAGUAUCCUUGGUUUUGAUCUUUCAAACGAGCAAGGAGAUGAAUGCCAUGAACUGUUAUCAGCAGGCACAUGCAGCACGAAAUUAAAACCAGAACGCAGAAAUAUUCAAAUGGAGGACAGAAUGACAAAAUUUUCAACCACUGAAGAGAAGAUUGACGAUUCGGAAUUACAUCAGAGAACUGAAGAUCCUCCAAUGAUCAGUUUCAAAUGUGACAAUUUGUGGUCGACACUAAAGUAUCAAACAAAACUUAUACAGGACAAUCUGCACCAGUUGCUACUGCUGGUCCAAAGAAAUGAUGAAAAGAGAGAAACCAUCAGAAGGCUUAGACUAAAGGUGGAAACUUUGAAGACUGAGAACAGGGCCCUGCAGAUUUCUUUAACCCACUCCAAUGCUGAUUCAGAAUGUGAUCAACCACAGACUUCAAGAGCAGGAGGAAGAUCUACAGGCAAGCUCUUCAAAAUCUAG